Molecule: messenger RNA, 732 nt
Organism: Humulus lupulus (European hop)
Lineage: Eukaryota; Viridiplantae; Streptophyta; Magnoliopsida; Rosales; Cannabaceae
Exons: 1
Coding region: 1-732 (243 amino acids)
Source: RefSeq, a predicted model, not a curated record
AUGGCAGACCUCUAUCGAAUUGAGCAGGGAGAAAAUGAACACCCGAAGCCGUACCUACAACACUUUAUCGAUUUGGUACACCAAAUCCAUGACAUAGAACCAGCGAUCGCAACCAAUCUCUUUGUUAAAAGUCUGCAAGUGGGAUCUCUCUUACACGAAAAUCUCACUAUGACCCCAUCAUACGACAUGGCAGAAAUACAGGCCCGUGCCAAUGGAGUCUUUCGAGUUUUGAAGUGUCGCGCGCAUCCCCAGAAGAAAAUCGCUCUCAUCUCCAAACCACCACCAAACAAUCCUUCUCCUCCACCAAAGGGGGAGGAUAAGAGAAAAAAGACUUCAAUCAGAACCUCCGAAGGGGGGAAGAGAUCAAGAAACAACCAUGAUUCCCCAAGAUUCUCUUCUUUCGAGUACACUGUCCCACAAGAGGUCAUUUAUGAAGAGAAGAAAGAUCGCCCUAUCUGGCGAGAACCCUGCAAGAUCACAACUCCUCCAGAAAGAAGAGACAAAAAUAGGUUCUGCAUCUUCCACAAAGAUCAUGGACAUACGAUCUCUGAAUGCCAUAACCUCCACAACAUAAUUCAGGCUCUUAUGAGAAAUGGAAGAUUGACUCAGUACAUCAAAGGAUCUGAUAGAGCAAGCACCCCACAGCCCAGUGUUGCUUUAGCUCCAGCAAUCACAGUAGCACCAACCUCAAUGAACGUGGCUUCUUCAAGUUCGCAAGAACCCCUGAAGUAA